UUUAGAAUGAAAUCGCUGACGUCAGUCCAAUCUCGGGCAGUCCCCGCUGGGAGCCGAACUACACUCUUUUUUUUUAUAAGAACCAGUAAAUUUAAAUUCAGGCUGACUGUUUUUAAUUUUUUCAAAAAUCUGAGGCUGGGUUGUUCUUAAUUUGUUCUUAAAUUUUCAGGCCUCAUUUGCCAAAAAAGUGAGUGCGACAGCCUUAAUUUGCUGACAAAUUUGAAUAUUCACCUAAAAAGCACCCACACAUCGCUAAAAAUCCUCGAUUUUGAGAAAAACGUUGUUCAAAAUUGCAUUUUGCAGAAGCUCAGCCUCAGCUUGUUCUUAAUUUGUUCUUAACUUUUGACCAGUUUUGAGGCUCGUGUUCUUAUAAAAUUGUUGUUUUAAAAAAAGAGUGUAUAGUUGUUUAUUCCAACUCAUGGCAGGAUGGGAAAGACUAUAGUCAACCCGCAGACUUGUCUCUGUAAAAGUGGCGCAUUUUAUCCCAUGUUUGAACUGAGAAUCUGUUUGUUUUCCAUGUUUUGUUGAUUACAAAUCUGUCUUUUUUAACUGACGGGUGUUUUAUGGGAUAGCUGUGUAAUACAUGUCAAUUAAGACUCGUCAUCAAUUUGAGAUCUUGACGGCUUAGGUUCUUUUUGAAAUUUCCUUUUUUAAAUUGCUCCAAUGAUCCUUGGAAAAUGUUUUUGCGUACUCUAACAGGAUUUGUCAACCAUAAGAAGAGAUAUAAAUUCUUCGCAGUACUAUCUCCUGACUUUUUCAUGCUCGUAGCCCCUAUUAAAUAUAUGUUAAUUACUCCAUAAUUUGUUGUUUUUUACAUCCAAAUCGAAAUAAACAGAAGACGUAUUCUUUCACUUUAAAGAGGGUCCUUCAGCGCCUAUGAACCUAAGCCAAGCAAGACAUUUUUUUCAAUCUUUAGGAACAUCUGCAUUUUCGAAGAGGCUUUGAUAGUCUCUCUCUAGUCUUUCAGUCUCUUUUCAGUGAACAUACAUAGGAAAACAUAGCAAACAUGAUUAACAUUUACUUGGCAUGCAUCAUUUCAGGAAAAAGUUUUCCUUGUGAAAAGGACCGCGCCAAGAAAAGGACCUGGGGACCAUGACCAACCCACGAACAUCAAACCAUUAAGAGUCACUAGCCUCUUUUUUCUUACAGUUAUUGAUUAUUGGCAGUUAGUGGCAUUACCACUUCUUGAAUUAUAUAUUUGUAUGGGUAGUGGGCUCUGUCAGAACCAAAUGGCCUGAUUUUUGUGUAAAGAUUUAAAAAAAACUGUUUAUGCUACAGUUUUUUGUAGCUUCAGUUGUACAAUCAAGAAACCUCUUUUGUAGUGCUUGUUCUCUCAAAGUUUAAGUAACUCUUUGGCAUUCUUAAAUUGACAUUCUAUGUUUUGUUGUAUCCAUCAGGAUCAAAGGCAUCCUUGGAAGAGAUAAGGAAACCCUUGGCACCAGAGCUACAUAAAUUCGAGCGAGACGCUCAUCCGUCUGCCGCUCCUAUCUUUACUUUCUGCGCUGGGAUUUACGUGGCUCUUGUGGUAUCCAGAGUAAGAUAAGGUGGGGGAAUUAACUGAGUGGCCCAUGAAAUUUAAAAGCUGUGAUAGAAAGACAUUAUUCAAGUUUAAUACCGGUUCGAUACUACUUUCAUCGAGUAUUUCUCGGAUCAUGAAACUGACAAUGAACAGUAUUCUAUACAUACCAACCUGAAGGGAAAGAUGGCGUGUUUGAUUGGUUCUAUACUAUUAAACUGUUAGCUGCAGGCGACUCUACAGAUAGAUGGAAAUUGUAUGAGAGAAGACGAACCCUCUCUGGCUAAAAAGGAACGGAACCAAGAGAUGGCUCGCGACGCAUUAUUCUUCUUUCUACUUAUCUCAGCUUGCGGUAAAUUUCGCCUGGCCAUUUCAACGGAAGUGAAAGGCUUUAUUCCUCUUGGCUGCUACAAUGACGGGAAUAACGAAAGAUUGAUGCCAUUGUUCAUCAACGACUUCAGGGGUGGCAUCAACUGGAAAGACAUGUCUUUGACAGUAAAGCAGUGUUUUGAUGCCAUAAAGAGCCUUGAACAUGAAAAUAAUACCCCCGGCAAAUACAGGUUUUUUGCAAUCCAGUUUUACGGAGAAUGUUGGGCUGGUGGUGAAACUGUUGCUCAAAAAUAUUUUCUCUCUGGCACAUCAACAAAUUGCUACCAAGGUACUGGUGGAUCAGGAGCUAAUUUUGUUUAUAAAAUUGGAACUGACUCAGCUCCACAACCAGUGCCUCCAUCAUUCAGCGCCGGCUGCUAUAACGCAAACCACGAGCCCAAGCCACUUCCGGUCAUGAUCGACAAAAUCAACGAAGGCUUUGAUUGGACCAAUGGACUGACUGCAGAACAACGUUUAUUGGUUGUCUCGAAAUGUGCUCGAAAAGCAGCAGCAGCCGGCUUCAAAGCGUUUGGUAUCAUGCGCCAAGGUGAGUGCUGGUCGGGACCGAAUGCCGAGACAACAUACGCAACUGGUGGAAUGGAUAUUGACUGCAAGAACGACCUUGGCAGUGACACGUCAUUCACAGCAUACCUAUUUGUUGAUUCAUUAUCUCGUUGACUUUUCAAAAGUAUAAAGAAACUGGUUUAUGUAUCUAUUUGUUGAAUCACCGUCUCGUGGACUUUCUAAAAACAUAAAGAGCCUAUUUUAUAUGGUUUUUAAUUUUGUUUGUUUACUUAUUGAGUUGUAACAUUUAUGAACAGGGGUACCAGCUUUAAUGGUAGGAAGAGGUGCAUAAACCAGUAGUUUACAUAAGUACCCCUAUUGCACAAAAAUUUUACUUUGGAAUGACGUUAUUUCUAUUCAUUUUCUGUGCUAUUGAUUCAUUCACAGAAUUUUCGGUUCUGUAUUCUGGUGGCUCUUUAGCCUCUAGGAUUGUCGAAGUAUUUUCAUUUUCUUGUCGAAAAGAAUGGCCUUAUUCUCAAAACAAAAUUGAAACUUUGGUUUCUCUGAUCAAACAGAAGCCAAAAAGCUCAGAAAUUGACCCUAAAAAAAGUCUUUAUUUCUUUUAAAAAAAGACUUCUUUUCCAAAAUUGAAUUAAAUUCUUGUUUCUUCUGACCAGCCAAAAUAAAAUAAGCCGGUUUUUAAUGCAAACAAUUUUCGAAAAACGUGAGCAUUGUUUUUGAGCCCAAAGCCUUACAUGUCUAUCAAAAUCAUCGUAACAAAAAAUGUUCAUUAAAAAAAACUUUUUCCCGGAAUUGAAUUGAGUUUGUGUUUUCUGUGAUCGAACAGAAACCAACAAGCCAGUUUGAAAAAGGAAACAUUUGGGCAAAAUUUGAUUAUUUUUCUUGGCCCAAAGCAUUAUAUUUCUAAGAAGAAUCGACCCUUACAAAAUGUGCUUAUUUUGCUAAAGGAAUUUUUUUCCCGAAACUGAAUCCAAUUUUCAUUUUUUCUUAUCAAAAAGAAGCGAACUAAUCUGUUAUGAAAAGAAAAAAUUUUCGGACAAUUUGGACGCUUUUUCUCAGCCUAUAG
Rhopilema esculentum is the source of this 3476-nucleotide messenger RNA. RefSeq lists its product as uncharacterized. The record is from RefSeq and is a predicted model, not a curated record. NCBI's taxonomy places the organism in Eukaryota, Metazoa, Cnidaria, Scyphozoa, Rhizostomeae, Rhizostomatidae.